Messenger RNA from Cucurbita pepo subsp. pepo (vegetable marrow), 4708 nucleotides. RefSeq names its product structural maintenance of chromosomes 2 (gene SMC2). Gene Ontology annotation, biological process: chromosome organization. Gene Ontology annotation, cellular component: chromosome. The record is from RefSeq and is a predicted model, not a curated record. Gene Ontology annotation, molecular function: protein binding; ATP hydrolysis activity; ATP binding. Lineage: Eukaryota; Viridiplantae; Streptophyta; Magnoliopsida; Cucurbitales; Cucurbitaceae.
UGAAGAACUGAGCGAUUUCCCGCCUUCGAGAGUUCUCUUCUUUUAUAUCUCGCCCGGUCGAUGAAGCAAACUUCAGAUAUUUUUCACUUCGAAAUUCUCCCACAACUCUCUGAAAAUCCAGAGCUCUAGGGUUUCGACCUCCGAAUCCGAUUAACUAGCGUUUGAACAACCCUUCUAACAAUCUCUGUUAGGGGUUCUUUCAGAAUACACCGUUUUCGUUUUUCGAAUUUGAGUGUAAUCUGGGUUUUGAGCUUCUGUGACCUGUAGCUGUAGCCUUCCCUGUAUCUGGGAACGAUGCACAUCAAGGAAAUCUGUCUGGAGGGGUUCAAAUCCUACGCGACGAGGACUGUUGUACCGGGUUUCGAUCUUCACUUCAAUGCAAUUACUGGGCUUAACGGUUCUGGAAAGUCCAAUAUUCUCGAUUCGAUUUGCUUUGUUCUGGGAAUUACCAAUUUGCAGCAAGUUCGAGCUUCGAAUCUUCAGGAGCUAGUGUACAAGCAGGGGCAAGCGGGUAUUACCAAGGCAACUGUGUCGAUUGUGUUCGAUAAUUCUGAGAGGAAACGGAGUCCACUUGGGUAUGAGGAUCACCAGGAGAUUACAGUGACCAGACAGAUUGUGGUUGGAGGGAGGAACAAGUAUCUGAUCAAUGGGAAGCUUGCGCAGCCUGUUCAAGUUCAAAAUCUUUUCCACUCAGUGCAGCUUAAUGUUAAUAAUCCACACUUUCUGAUUAUGCAAGGCCGCAUCACCAAAGUCUUAAAUAUGAAACCGCCGGAAAUUUUAUCUAUGCUUGAAGAAGCUGCAGGGACAAGAAUGUACGAGACAAAGAAAGAGGCUGCUUUGAAAACACUUGACAAGAAGCAAAAUAAGGUAGAUGAGAUCAAUAAUCUUCUUGACAAGGAGAUACUGCCUGCUCUAGAGAAGCUGAGGAAAGAACGAAUGCAGUACAUGCAAUGGUCAAAUGGCAAUGCUGACUUAGAUAGGCUUAAGAGGUUUUGCAUAGCCUAUGAAUAUGUGCAGGCUGAGAACGUAAGGGAUAAUGCAGUUAGUCAGGUAGAACAAAUGAAGGCAAAGAUUUCAGAGAUUGAUGACAGUACAGUAAGGAUGCAGUCGGAAAUAAAAGAUUUGGAGACAAAAAUCACCACAUUGGUUGCAGAAAAGGAAGCCAAUAUGGGGGGUGAAGUAAAAACUUUAACAAAUAAAGUAGAUCUGCUAUCUAAUGAUCUGAUUAGGGAAACGACUGUACUGGAGCAUACAGAAGACACUCUCAAGGGUGAAAAGGAAAAUGCUGAAAAGAUGAUUAGUAAUAUAGAAGAUUCAAAAAACUCUGUGGAAGAGAGAGCCUCUGCUGUUAGAAAGGCUGAAGAAGGAGCUUCUGAUCUAAGAAAAUCAGUUGAAAAGCUGACUAAGAACUUGGAAGAUUAUGAGAAAGAAUAUCAGGGAGUAUCAGCUGGCAAGGGAAGUGGAGAUGAGAAGAAAUGUCUUGAAGAUCAACUAGGCGAUGCUAAAGUAGCUGUUGGGAGUGCUGAAACCGAACUAAAACAAUUGAAAACAAAAAUAAGCCAUUGUGAAAAGGAACUUGCGGAGAAAACUAAGCAAUUAUUGUCGAAGCGUGAAGAAGCUAUUUCUGUAGAGAAUGAGUUAAGUACUAAAAGAAAAGAUGUAGAGAAUGUCAAGCUUUCGUUGGAGUCUCUCCCAUAUAAAGAGGGCCAGUUAGAAGCUUUACAAAAGGAACGUGCAUUUGAAAUGGAGAGAGUACAAAAGCUGAAAGAUGAGAUACGCAACCUUUCAGCACAAUUAGCUAGCGUUGAAUUCAAAUACCGUGACCCUGUAAAAAAUUUUGAUAGGUCAAAGGUCAAAGGAGUAGUUGCAAAACUUAUCAAAGUAAAAGAUAGUUCUGCAAUGACCGCCUUAGAGGUCACUGCCGGUGGAAAAAUGUUUAAUAUAGUUGUAGACAAUGAAAAUACUGGAAAGCAGUUGCUUCAGAAUGGUGAUCUUCGGAGGAGAGUAACAAUUAUACCAUUGAGUAAGAUACAAUCUAAUCCCGUUCCCCCAAGAAUUCAACAUGCUGCUGUCAAAUUGGUUGGGAGGGAGAAUGCCGAACUUGCACUUUCUUUAGUUGGGUAUGAAGAAGAAUUGAAGAGUGCAAUGGAGUAUGUAUUCGGUUCAACCUUUGUUUGCAAAAAUAUUGAUGCUGCAAAAGAGGUUGCUUUUAAUAGAGAAAUUCACACCCCAAGUGUUACACUUGAAGGUGACAUUUUUCAGCCGAGUGGUCUAUUGACUGGAGGAAGUCGCAAGGGUGGUGGUCAAUUGUUGAGGCAGCUUCAUGAUUUGAAGGGGAUGGAAGCCGAACUUUCCAUGCAUCAGAAAAAAUUAUCUGACAUUGAAGCAAAGAUUUCAGAGAUCCUUCCACUCCAAAAAAAGUUUGUGGACUUAAAGGCGAAGUUAGAGCUUAAGAUGAAUGAUCUCUCGUUAUUUCAGACAAGAGCAGAGCAAAAUGAGCAUCAUAAGCUUGGUGAAUUGGUGAAGAGGAUUGAGCAGGAGCUUGAAGAAGCAAAAGCUACUGCCAAAGGAAAGGAACUUGAAUAUAAGGAUUGUGUGAAUGCUGUUUCGUUGCUUGAAAAAUCAAUCAAAGAGCAUGACAAUAAUCGAGAAGGAAGGUUAAAAAACCUUGAGCAAAUGAUUAAGGCGACGAAAUCUAAACUGCAGUCAUGUUUAAAGGAUUUAAAGGGGCAUGAAAAUGAAAGGGAGAAGCUUGUCAUGGAAAUGGAAGCUGUUGUACAAGAGAAGGCAACAUUAGAGGCUCAAUUAAUUGCUAUGAAAACACAAAUUAACAAUUUAACCUUGGAACUAGAAGAAAAGAGGGCCAAGGUACUUUCCAUAAAAAGUAAAAAUGAUCUGGCUCAGUCUGAGCUCGAUGCAGUCCGUUUGAAGAUGAAGGAAUGUGAUUCCCAAAUCAGUUGCAUUGUCAAAGAGCAGCAAGAACUUCAACAUAAACUUAGUGAAAUGAGUAUUGAGAAGAAGAAAAUGGAAAAUGAUGUAAAACGAUUACAGAUGGAAAGGAAAGAUUGUUCUGUUCGAGUGGACAAAUUGGUUGAGAAACAUGCAUGGAUUGCAUCUGAGAAACAGCUAUUUGGAAAAAGUGGAACUGAUUAUGAUUUUGAAUCACGUGAUCCUUGUAAAGCUAUAGAAGAACUCGAAAGACUGCAGGCUCAACAAUCCAGCCUUGAGAAAAGGGUGAACAAGAAAGUAAUGGCAAUGUUUGAGAAAGCGGAGGAUGAGUACAAUGAUUUGAUGUCCAAGAAGAACAUCAUCGAGAACGAUAAGUUUAAAAUAAAGAAGGUGAUCGAGGAAUUAGAUGAGAAAAAGAAGGAAACCUUGAAAGUGACUUGGGUAAAAGUUAACAGUGACUUCGGUUCCAUUUUUUCUACAUUACUACCUGGGACCACGUCUAAAUUAGAGCCUCCUGAAGGUUGCAGCUUCUUAGAUGGUCUUGAAGUACGAGUAGCAUUUGGUGGUGUUUGGAAGCAGUCAUUAUCAGAAUUAAGUGGAGGUCAACGAUCUUUGUUGGCACUUUCUCUAAUUUUAGCAUUGCUUCUCUUCAAACCAGCUCCACUUUAUAUCCUGGACGAGGUUGAUGCAGCCCUUGAUUUGAGCCAUACACAGAACAUCGGGAGGAUGAUCAAGGCUCACUUCCCACAUUCACAGUUCAUCGUUGUUUCACUCAAAGAAGGCAUGUUCAACAAUGCCAAUGUACUUUUCCGGACCAAAUUCGUAGAUGGUGUUUCCACUGUUCAGAGAACUGCUACUGCUAAGCAAAACAAGUGAUCCUUAUAUUGUACAAGAUCUUAGUCCCUUUUACUUCUUUCUUAUUUCUGUGGAACAAAUGAUAUUUUUAUUGUUUUCCAUCAAACCCAUUACAAUGAUAUGUAAAUUAUUGCCAGAAAUUUCUGAACAUAUUAAACGAAAGUAUAUAGACGGCCGGCUUCAUUGACUGAGUAACACAGGUUGGUGAAUCUUCCUUGGAAAAAUAUAAAAGUUGGUGAAGACCGCUAGUGGUAAAUCGCCAAACGGUCUCCGAGUCAAAAAGUGUUGUGGAGACCAAAACUUUGAAAUCUGUUUCCUUGAAAGUGAAGCCCUCCCGUUAGCGUAUUGGGUUAGCCAAUAUAUAUACCCACCAAAGUCACUCUAAUCCCACACACAAUUUUGAGCUUUGUACAAUCACAAACCAAUGGCUUCACCUACAGCUUUGGUUGCUUGGAAGAAGGUUGCCUUCUUGGCUUUCCUUCUUAUUGCUGUCAGUGUUUCUGCAAGAGAACUUGCUGGGGCUAACGUUGUCACUCGCACAGCCCGUGAGAUGGCGACGGAGCCCAAUGGUGUGAUAGGAGGCAGCAGAUUAAUAGCUCGACAAUUGGAUACCGCUUGGAGAGGACAUUAUUCUCCUCCUCCUCCUCGUCGUUCUCCUCCUCCUCCUCCUCCUCCCCAUUCCUCCUAAGGGCAAGGUCUUGAGGUCUGUUGGUGUAUUUUAUCUUUAGUUACCCUUCUUUGCCCUUUUGGUGGGUUUGGAUAAUAAGGAUGUCUGAUCUUCAAGUUUUAUGAAUUUCUUUUCCUGCAAGGUUGUGGCCUUUGAAGGCGUAGGUGUGUGUGUCGUUGGAGUUAAAUUCAAGCUUAAUAAUCAGAGUUUAAUAGCAUACUACUCUUGUUGUUUACA